Rhizophagus irregularis DAOM 181602=DAOM 197198 is the source of this 1805-nucleotide messenger RNA. RefSeq lists its product as uncharacterized. Lineage: Eukaryota; Fungi; Glomeromycota; Glomeromycetes; Glomerales; Glomeraceae. The record is from RefSeq and is a predicted model, not a curated record.
UUUUUUUUUUUUUUCCUUUUCAUCAAAUAAAUCCUCGAAUAAAAAUAAAUCUUCAAAUAAAUCUUCAAAUAAAUCCUAAAAUAAAUCCUCGAAUAUAUCCUCGAAUAAAUCCUCUCGAGUAAAUCCUCUUGGGUAAAUUCUCUCGAAUAUUUCCUCUCGAAUAUAUCCUCAUCAUCCUAAUAAUGAAGGUUAAACAACUUGGUGAAGAUUGUCUUAAAGGAAUUUUUGAAUUUACUUCGGAUGAUAAGAUUACUUUAUAUUCAUGUUUAAAAGCUAAUAGGGCAUUUUGUAAAAACGUGGUACCAAUAUUAUGGAGAAAUCCUUGGAUUAAUUCAUCAAAUUAUUAUGAUGAUACAAUAUUUUGGAAAUUAAUUGGAAAGACUAUUCUUAAAUGUCUUCCAAAAGAAUCUAAAGAAAAUCUUUAUAAGAAAGGGUUAAGAUUAAAUCCAUCAAUUACUGAAUUACCAUUAUUUAAUUAUGUUUCAUAUUGUCAAUCACUUUCAGAUAAAAUUAUACAAAAAUUAGUUGAUAAUAUACUCGAUGGUUAUAAUUGUGAUCAUUAUGAUUAUAAAUCAAUAAUUCAAGAAGAAUUUUGGAAGUUAUUUUUAAGACAAAGUUUUAAUAUUAAAAUUCUUAAACUUCCUUCAUUUAAAAUUUUUGAUCUCCCAGAUUCAAGAGGUCGUUUAUCAAAUAUUACAACAUUAGAAUGUGACACUUCACUUCCUUCUGAAUAUUUUUUAGAAAUUCCAAAAUAUUGUAAUUCAGUAAGACGAAUUGAAAUUUUUAUGAAUUUUAAUAAUUUUAAUGAAGGAAUUGAAUCUCUUAUUCUUACUCAAAAUAAUCUUAGAGAAUUAAAAUUUAGAGCUAUUGAAGAUAAAAAAUUUAAAUUUAAAAAUAGUAAAACUAUAGAAUUUCUUUCAAAUUCUUUAAAAUCAAUAGAAUUUGAAAAUAAGGUUUGUCUUUCUUCCCAAAUCUUUUCUUCUUUUACUAAUUUAACUGAAUUACAUAUAAAUCUUAAAAAUUUUGAUUAUUGUGGUUUAUAUUGUUUAAAAGAUAUUAUUAUCCCUCAAUUAGAAGUUUUAGAUUUAUCAAAUGCUGUUGGUGUUAAUUUUGAUACUUAUUCAAAAUUAAUUUCAAAUACUCAUGGUUUUCUUAGAAUUAUUAAAAUUGAAACAAAAUCUCAUCCUCCUACUUCUAAUAUAGAACUUUAUUUACAAACUUUAAUAACUUAUUGUCCUAGAAUUGAGGUUGUACCAAUUUGGUUGGCCAGACGUCAAUCUUUAGAUAAUUUUGAUAAUUUUUUGGUUUCUUCUAAUGAAUUAAAAAUAAUUCAAAUUGAAUUAAAAGAACCUAAUGAUAAUACUAUUAAUAGAGAAACUGUAUUAGCGAAACCUAUUUUUGAAUUAUUGGCUACUAGAGCUAAUCAUGAAUUAAAGAAAAUUUAUUUAAGAGGAAGAUGGAGUUUUAAUCAUAUUGAUCUUCAAGAAUUUUUUGAAAUGUGGAAGGGAAGAAGAUAUUUAACUUUUCAUUUUGAUAACGAAUUUUAUUCUUAUUAUAUUGUUAAAAUUUGUGAAGAAUAUUAUAAACAAGGUGUUAUUAAUGGUGGUACUAUUAAUUAUACGUCAAAGGUAUAAAAAAGUGAUUGGGAUGGGACGGGAACGGGAACGGGAACGGGAAGGGAAGGGAAGGAAGAAUGAAUUUUUUUUAUGAACAUUUAAAACCAUUUUUAUUAAAAUAUAUAUAUAUAUGUAUAUAUUGUAUAGAAUAAAAUUAUAUGUAUAUAUAUAUUUUUUUUAAAAAAAAAA